Molecule: messenger RNA, 4827 nt
Organism: Diabrotica balteata
Lineage: Eukaryota; Metazoa; Arthropoda; Insecta; Coleoptera; Chrysomelidae
Source: the annotation of a GenBank genome assembly
GUGCUUUCAACCAGUUCUCUUGACAUUUUAACAUUUUGUGCAGCUGUUUGUGUUAUUUGUUGUGCGUAAUAAGUAAACAAAUAAAACUACGGAAAUUUCCUUUUCCUUUGCAUUAUUGUGUUUUUAGAAAUUGUGACAUUCUUUUAAAACUUUAGAUAAUAACAUCUGUCACUUUAAAAGACAUCACUGCAACCAAAAUCCUGUGUGAUGGGAUCCAAAAAGAAAGAUCUAGAAAUAAUAUACAGCUUGCAGUGGAAGAACAAGUCCUCUACAAAUGGAGGUGACAAAGCAAAUAUUAUCGGAAUGUACGACAUCCCUACAACAACCCUCAACUGGGAAACAUUCAAGUCUUAUUUGCUAAAAAAUUCAGGAACAGUGGGAGAAGAUGUGAAAGUAUCAUAUAUUACUAGCAGUAACAGGGAAUUCCCAAUUGAAUCCCAAACGGAUUUUCAGAUUGCUCUAUAUGCUUUCAGACGUAAAGCUAGAAUGGGGGAUAUUGUUACACUAAAGUUGGACAGAAUUUCUGACCAACAGAAUUACAGAAAUACACGUCAUUCUAAUGAUGUUGAAACUCAGUUUGACAAUGAGGCUGUAUCCAUUGUUUCCUCAUGCUGCAAUUCAGAAACUCCCCCAGAGUGGUUCCUGACUUAUAUGAAUAAGUUCAAGAAAAAUCUAACUGACGAAAUAACGGCAUCGGUUGCAAGUAUUGUUUCUAACAUCAAGCCACAUACAGUAAGUCAACCUUCUUGUUACCAUUCGAGAAAAUCCAAGGCUGAGAAUUCAAAGAGAAGAAAACUACCUUUACUAAUAGGCGAAGGAUCCCACGAGAGCACAAAGGACUUGCUCAAAUCCUUAAAACUUGAAGGUAAACUCGAGCACAAACUCGAAAAACUGGAAAGUAAGACAAAGAAAUUGAAAGAGAAGAAAUUGGCUCUCUUUUCAAAAUCAAGUGACAGCGAUGGAUGUACAUCAAGUGUUAAACGCCGUUCUUCAGUACCAUGCGAGCCUGAAGAUGACGGUUUUCACAUGGAUGCCAUGCCAAUUAAUGUACAGCAAAUUAUUCCACAUUUGUUGGGAGGAGAGAUUUAUUUACAUCAAUGGAAAGUUCUGAACAGUGGAAAAUCUGCAUGGACUAAUGAAACUCAUUUAGUGUACACUUGGGGUGCCAAGGCUCUAAAAGCGUUAGAAACAAUAAUUUCUGUCCCACAUUUGAAGGCUGGCGAAACAGGAACUAUUGCUGUCCGUUUACAAGUACCAAAUAAUCCUGGUCAAUAUGAAUGCUACUUCAAUUUCCAUCAUCGAGGUCGCCGAUUCGGCCAUUGGUUGGGCUGCCAAAUAAUUGUGGAUCCAUUUGAUUUAAAAGGCAACAAAUCAGUUUUGGAUACUGCAUAUCUUAACCCUGUUACUUGCUACGAGAACAUUUGGCAAGGUACAUCAGUAGCGUCCAAUGCAUUCAGUUCGUCUUUCAACCAAUCUAAUCAGACUCAAGAUGAUAAAACCAGUGAGCUGCUACCAGAAAACAAACCCGAUUUGUUUGACUUUUCUGAAUCAUCAAACAUAUAUGGGGAUAAGAUUGUUCGAGAUAUAACUUCAAGAGUAGAGGAUAUCAAAUUGCAGGACCCCACCGAUACAAAUUGUAGCAGUGAUUCCGAUAAUCAGAGCAUUAUCUCGUUACCCGAGAGCAACGAUUCCAAAGGGUUACCAUCUGAAUAUGUCGUUGUUCCCAUCCCAGAUUGUUUCAAGGUCGAUGAUUCUCCAAUCGCUAAUAAGACGGAAGCAACUACCAAAGUUGAACAACAAAAAGCUCCAGAAGAAAAUGCUGCUGCAAUGCCUAAGACAGAAACAUCUGUGGAAAAUUUCGAUGAUAACAACAAUGAGGACACAAAUGGACAAAAAGAUACUUCAAAAAAUGAUGAGACAGCUUCGAAUACGAGCCAUAAAUCAGAUAUUGUUAUGGUCUCUAUACCAGAAACCAAUCAAGAUAGCGAAGAAUAUGCAUGUGUCAUUGUUGACGGACAAAAAGUGAUGAUCCCGAAGAAAAUAAUCAAAUCAGAGUACUUACAUUCGAAUCCCACCGAAAAGACAGAUACACUGAUACAAGAAAAUCUUGCAAGCUCUAACGUGUCUGUCAAGGAAAAUACACCCGAAACACAAACUAUCAAAGUUGACAACGAUCUAGUGAUCGACGGCGCAGAAGACGCAAGAAACAAUUUUGAAGAAGCUGAGUUUAAUUCCCACUGCUCUGCAGCUGGCUCCUGUUUCUCUGAAUCAACAGCUGAAAGAAACAACAGGUUGUUCGUAUUUCCUCCGGCUUGUCCCGGAUACGAAGUCAUCCGCGGUGAAGAUUUUGUUAACAUCGACGACGAAGAGAACUAUACAUGGGCCAAAUCUGAUACUCACUAUGCCUAUAGUGUUCAUGGUAUGAAAGAACCAUUAAUUCCCGAAAUAGUUCCAGCUACAGAAGCGAUUAAUAUACCACCAUCAUCGUCUGGAAAUCCAUUUGUUGCUCCAACUAUCUCUCAUGUUCCGAAUUUUCAACAGACUCCUCCCGAAGAAAGGAAAUGUCCAUCAGAAGAGAACAUUCGCGCUACAUUUGAAGCUACAGCCGAACCUCCUGAGUUAGGCACAGAAGUUCCACCACCAGAAGUUAAUAGAGAUGGUACCCCAGAGAGGCCACCAAGUGAAGAUGCAAGUGCUCCUCCACAAUCACCACAUGUAGUACACAUUUUACCAGAGGGAUUAGUUAACGGAGCAGUUAACGUGGCAAGAUCUGUGAUAAAUAGAAUUGUACCACAAGGGUCUCCGGGCCGUUGGGUGAAUGGACAUUGGGUCAGUACUAACCCAGAUUCACCUCGCGAAGCCAAUUUACAAGCUUUGGCAGAAAUGGGAUUUUGGAACAGAGAUCUAAACGCCUCCUUAUUGGCUAGAUACAACGAUGACUUGUCAAGGGUUGUUGCAGAGCUUGUGCAAUAAACACAAUUACCUAUUUUAUUACUGUAUUAAUGCACUUACAUGUUUAUUCCUUAAAUAAUACGGAUUUAAUAGUAAUAGGGCAUAUAGAGGUACGCAUUCAUCUAAUUACAAAGUAAACGUAUGUAAAUUACAAGUUUAAAUUAUAUUUUAUUUAAAACUAGAGGGCGUCUGCAUUUUGCAUACUAUAAUAUACAUAGAAGCGAUCGAAUUGAGCAUAUAACACACAUAAUGAAUUAUUUAUUAAACUCGACUUACAUUUAAUAUCUCUUAUACAAAUGGACGCUAUUAUGAGGGUAUUUUUAUUAACAAAGUAUAUGAAUAUAAAAUAAACUCUUUACCCUCUGUACACAAUGAGUUUUAAUAAAUGUAUAUUUUCGAUUUCUAAAUGGUUUCUCCAAAGUUUCAAAAUUUAAUUUACUUUUUUGCUCAUUUAGUAAAAUUGUAAAAUUAUUGUUAAGUAUUUUCUCAUGUAAAUCGUUAGCAUGAAUGAAGUUGGUUUUUCCGUUGAAUAAAACUCAUUGUUUAGUUAUACGAUUUUUAAAACUUUACGUUUAUAUCCCCGGCAUUUCCAUAACUAUCAAUUUGUUUUAUGCUUAGUUCAUUAUUGUAAUUUUCUACUGACAUGGGAAUAUGUAUGUCAUUCUGGUUUUAUGGUAUUAUAUACGUUUACUUCAGUAAUUAUAAAUUCUGAUGAUUUUAUAAAUGUCCAUUUUAUAAUAAACGGACAAGUUCUACUGUAACAAUAGAAUGAUCACUUAUUUUUUUAACAGAAGUGUGAGAAAUAUUAGUAAUUACUCUACGAUUGCAUUUCAUUCAGAAUAAUUUUUUUUUCGAUAAACUACAUACAACGAAAGGGUUGCAGAACAUGUUAUCAUCAUAGGUAUGUAUUUCUUCUUCUUUUUUCAUAGAAUCCGCCUGUAUUUUAUAUCAAUUUUUCGACCUCUUCAGCCAAAAAGUAAAAGACAAUUUAGAAAUCGAGUAACCCGUGAAGAAUUUCUUUUGUCCCAGUAGAGCUAUAUAGAACUAUUAGAUCUGUUAUUUUAGUUAGUACUUUAGAAUUAAAAAAGUAAAUCAUUACAAUUUGACAUAAUCGGAGUGAUGGUGGAAGUGUGAUAAGAAAGAGCCAAACAUUGAGUCUAUUCGAACACUUGAAUGCUGAUAUAAAAUUAUAAACAAAAUUUUAGGAUUAUUUGUAUUGUUAGAAAUUUUGCUCUUCAGGAAAAUGUAAUUGGAAAACAUUCCAUUUUAUUUUCUAUUUAAAAUCAGUUCUUAAGUGAGUGUCUUAUUUGAAAGGAAUUUCGUGGUAGUUUGUGAAAUUUUUUAUACGCCAAAUAAGUUUUUGAGGUUUUUUUUUAGUUUUUUUUAUUCACAUUUUCAAUUUUGAUUUAUUUAAUUUUCCAUUUGUAUUUUUGCUUGUGUGUUAUCCAUUCGAAUUUCAAUAUAUAUAGUGUCUCUCUCCGUUUCAACCCUUUCUAAGGUUUUAGCUUCAAUUCAAUAUAGUUUUGAUAUAAUUUGUCAGUGUUCGAAUAUUAUGAAGACACAGUAAGUGGUUCUGCGUUUGUGUGUUUGUAUUUUGUUCUGAGUUUAAUAACAUUUUGAUUUCAGUUUGUUUAUUUACUAAAGAUGUUUUAGAGAUACCGAAAGGAUUUUAAAGGUAUAUUUGUCUUAUUACACCAACUUUGACUAGGGCAGACUGAAAGUAACUGCUUCUUACUCUACAGCGUUAAAAACGUAGAUUUUAGUAAUGUAAUCUGGUUACGGUUUAGUUUUAUUCUAAUAUAUAGGUCUCUGAAUAUUGCACUAUAUUUUUUGUGAUAUUGUAGAUUAUGUGGUAAUAAACGUUUCUGAAAAUCU